Molecule: messenger RNA, 1918 nt
Organism: Spirometra erinaceieuropaei
Lineage: Eukaryota; Metazoa; Platyhelminthes; Cestoda; Diphyllobothriidea; Diphyllobothriidae
Source: the annotation of a GenBank genome assembly
AUGCGUGGUGCCGAAACUGGUAACGCCCAUGGGUCGGACUAUGGCCUCGCCCGUACACGUAUGUAAGUUCAUCCCUCAUCCGCGCAAACAAUGUCACGCCCUAGACGCCUCGAUGUCGCAAAAAUCCGGCAAGCCAGCACCGCCGAGGCCCUAAGCAGAGAAAUCCAGACCUGUUUUACGACCCGAGCCGACGGAGAAGUCAGAAACCAGUAGUCGUCACUGAAGACUUCAGUCUACGGGGCAGCUGAGAAAAUCCUUGGAUACAUCCAGCGACGCCACAGUGGCCGGGUCAGCGGAAGAACCCUGAAGUUGUCUGCUCAGACGGCUCGAGCCAGGUACCGUAACGAUGGCUGCUUCCGCCAACUUCGGAAGAUGAGAGCAAAAUCGGCCAGGGAUGACCGGAGGCAAUAUUGGGCUGAAAUAGCGACCUCCAUGGAACAGGCCUCGAACGUUGGUGACACUCGAAAGCUCUCUAAACUGAUCCGCCAGGUUAGCGGUAAGCCCUCUACACUGAGUGACUCUGUUCGUGACGUGAACGGCGGCUUUAUUGCUGACAACUCGGCCAAAGUCGAGUGCGGGCGUGAGCACUUCGAGCACCAUCUCAACUUUGAUGCCCAUCCUACCUCUCCCUUGGUCUCCUCUUCAGCGGACUUUCUUCCCUCUCCUACCUAUGCAGCGCCAUGCGACCUCCCUCUGAAGGAGAAUUCGGCGAUGCCAUACGAAAGUUGCGCAGCAAUAAGGCACCCGCAGAGGAUGGUAUACCCGCUGGAAUCUUAAAGUCUUGUGUCGACACUCUGGCGCACUGGCUCCAUAAGGUGAUUGAACGAGCGUGGAGAGACGAGGUUGUUCCUGGUGACUGGGGCUUAGGAAUCCUUGUACCUAUCCUCAAGAAGGAAGAUACGAGAACUACCGCGGCAUAAGUCUCAUCGACGUUGGUGCGAAGAUCUUCACUAUUGUCCUACUCCGGCGAUUCCCGGCUGUGCUUGACUCAAGGACGAGGCCCAACCAAGCCGGAUUUCGUGCUGGACGUGGAUGCGCAGACCAGGUAUUCACACUGAGGCGCAUUCUCGAAUUUCGUCAUAGCUACCAACAACCGACGGCCGUCUGUCUCAUUGACUUUACCGCCGCGUUCGAUUCCGUCCAUCGGGAGUCCCUGUGGCGGUUAAUGGCGCUAGAUGGCGUACCGGCAAAAAUCAUCACCACGGUCAAGGUCUAUUAUCGUCCCACCACCGCGAGAGUUCUGGUCCACAAAAAUCUUACCCAACCAUUCGGUAUUCGGUCUGGUGUCCGACAGGGUUGUAUCCUGUCACCCAUUCUGUUCAACUAUGCUAUUUACUGGAUCCUCGGGAGGAUCCUACACGAAGGUGACGGCGUUGAGUUUGCACCCGGACACCGACUGACUGAUCUCGCCUUACUUGCUUCAAGUUUUGGUGAUCUGCAGUCUAUGGUGUCACGGGUGAACAAGGUCGCUAAAUCUGUCGGUUUAUACAUAAACGCUGGGAAGACCAAAGUGUUUUCAAGCUGCAUCCCUGACCAGGAGAAGACACCCCUCGGGAUUGAUGACUGUCAACUUGAAGAAGUAGACAGUUUAAAAUACCUCGUGGCGAGGCUGCUGCCUAAUGGACAGAGUAAGGACGACAUUGUCUCCCGAAUCGAUGCUGCCCGCUGCGUUUUCUCAAGCCUUCGGAAAUGCAUAUGGAACCGACGUGACCUCUCCAUCGUCACUAAGACUGCUGUGUACUGUGCAUCUGUCUGGUCUGUCCUUCUCUACGGUUGUGAAUACUGGGCUGUGUGCAUGGAGUACGAGCGAAAACAGGAGGUAUUUGACCACCACUGCUUUAGGACCAUCUUUCGAGUGAAGUUCACCGACUUCGAAAUGAGACAGUCCUCACUUGCUGCGACAACAUCGCAAGGAUAA